Molecule: messenger RNA, 1071 nt
Organism: Capsicum annuum
Lineage: Eukaryota; Viridiplantae; Streptophyta; Magnoliopsida; Solanales; Solanaceae
Product: pleiotropic drug resistance protein 1-like
Exons: 3
Coding region: 630-923 (97 amino acids)
Source: RefSeq, a predicted model, not a curated record
GCAUCGGGAUUGUACAGAUUCAUUGGAGAUGGGAGUCGCUAGCCUACAAUUUGGACCAUUUGCACAGAUGUACGCUUAUUUACUAUUGUACAAGUUGCGACAGAGGAUGUGAAGAAAUGGUGGAUCUGGGGUUACUUGAUCUCACCAUUGAUGUAUUCUGUGAAUUUAAUUCUUGUGAAUGAAUUUCAUGGAAAGACGUGAAAACUUGUAAGCUUUUUAUCACAAACCACAAGCAAACAGCUACUUUUCUCAUAUAUAUCAUAUCCACUUUUAAUUAAAACAGUUCGCGCCAAAUGGAAAUGAGACACUAAUUGGACAUUCAGUAGUAAGAGCUCGCAGAUUCUUUCCAGAUGCAUAUUGGUAUUGGAUAGGUGUUGUGGAACUUAUUGGAUUCAUAAUAAUCUUCAACAUCUGCUACAAUAUUGGACUCGUUUUCCUGAAUCGUGAGUAUCUCUUAUGCCUUUACUUGGUCGGUCUAUGACUUAAAAGGAUUCUUACAAAGGGGGCUAAUACCGUAUUUCUUAAAUAUCUUCAGCUUUUAAGAAGCCACAAGUUAUAAAAUCAGACGAUAACUUGUGGCUCGUGAGGCUUUUCUUUUCUAUGAACAACUAACUCAACAUUCUAAUGAAAUGCAGGAAAUAAAAUACCAAGGUUCCACUGAAGAUAGAUUGGUACUUCUAAAGGGUGUGAGUGGAGAUUUCCGGCCAGUUGUUCUCAUAGCUUCGAUGGGUGUUAGUGGUGCUGGUAAAAAAACAUUGAUGGAUGUCUUGGCUGGAAGGAAAACAGGAGGAUAUGUUAAUGGUGAUAUCAAGAUUUCUGGAUAUCCUAAGAAGCAAGAAACCUUUGUGGAUAAAAUGAAGAAGCAAAUGAGGAGAACAUUGAAGAACGUCAAACUUUUAGAUGGUUUUUGUAACGUGUUCUAGGACAUUUUUGAAAUCGACAACACAAUGAAACUUAUGUCGUAAUUUACUAUUUUCUAGUUGUUAGAUGGAUAUUAAUUACUAUGGCUAGCUUAUAUUUUGGAUAUACUUUUUGAGUUCAUUGGUAAUUAUUACUGUCAUUGAAGGGCUA